Messenger RNA from Cajanus cajan (pigeon pea), 953 nucleotides. Its product is annotated as bHLH transcription factor RHL1. NCBI's taxonomy places the organism in Eukaryota, Viridiplantae, Streptophyta, Magnoliopsida, Fabales, Fabaceae. Gene Ontology annotation, biological process: regulation of transcription by RNA polymerase II. The record is from RefSeq and is a predicted model, not a curated record. Gene Ontology annotation, molecular function: RNA polymerase II cis-regulatory region sequence-specific DNA binding; DNA-binding transcription factor activity, RNA polymerase II-specific; protein dimerization activity. Gene Ontology annotation, cellular component: nucleus.
GCGCGGAGAGAGAGAAGAUAUAUGAUACAGCAAUAGCAUAUAUAUCCAUUCAUUUAGUUACUCUGACCUUCAUCUCAUGCAGCACACAAAUGCAAAUGCAAAUGCAAAUGCAAAUGCAAGGCCCUCCACCGCAGAUCCAGUUGGACCAAACUUCCAACGACGAUUUCCUCAAGCAAAUGCUCUCAAACCUCCCUCCUUCCUCCUUCUGGGACCCCCACGACCACUCCGCCUCCGCUCUCAUGCCCCUCUCCUUUCACCAAACUCUCUACAAUAUUAAUGCCUCUCCCCAACCUCCCAACCCUCACACUCACACUUUCGGACCUUCCGCUCCGCCCAAACACAAGGUCAGGGCCAGGAGAGGACAAGCCACCGACCCACACAGCAUCGCCGAAAGAUUACGGAGGGAGAGAAUCGCAGAGAGAAUGAAGGCCCUGCAAGAACUCGUUCCCAAUGCCAACAAGACUGACAAGGCCUCUAUGCUGGAUGAGAUCAUCGAUUAUGUCAAGUUCCUACAGCUCCAAGUUAAGGUUUUAAGCAUGAGCAGAUUGGGGGGUGCUGCGGCUGUGGCUCCCGUGGUGGGCGAAAUGUCGUCAGAGGGAGGGAAGGUGAAGGGGAAUGAAGCGUCCUCAAACGACAGCCUGGCCAUGACGGAGCAACAGGUGGCGAAGCUGAUGGAGGAGGACAUGGGCUCCGCCAUGCAGUACCUUCAGGGGAAAGGCCUCUGCCUCAUGCCCAUUUCUCUUGCCACCGCCAUCUCCAAUGCCACGUCUCGCACCUUCAUCAACGCUCAUGCUCCGCCCACCUCUCCCGGACCCAAUUCCUGAUCAACCCUCCCUUGCUUUUCCCUUCUACGCUCUUUUCUUUUGCAUAAACACACCAAAAAUACACUAUACUUUAGCCAUGUUCUUGACUCUUGUUAUAAAUAUUCACAUUCACCCACUUAAUUUCACUAA